This is a messenger RNA of Beauveria bassiana ARSEF 2860, 1674 nucleotides long. RefSeq lists its product as uncharacterized. The transcript has 3 exons. The record is from RefSeq and is a predicted model, not a curated record. Bases 1 to 1674 code for a protein of 557 amino acids. Lineage: Eukaryota; Fungi; Ascomycota; Sordariomycetes; Hypocreales; Cordycipitaceae.
AUGUCUUCGCCGGAUGGAGCAAGUGCCACCGGCGGCGGAAGCGGCCGGCCUCGACGCGCCUCGUCGGCCGCAGCCACCGUCGACCCCGUGCUGCGCAACGCCCUGCGCUAUACCGUAUCGCCGCGCGAGUACGCCGCGCUGCACAAGUACAUUAUCGCGCGCUCCAAGACGCUGCGGCGCAGCGCGCCCACGCCCGCCGCCGUCGAGAAGAGCCUGGCCCCGACGCCGGGGAGCGCCGCGAGCGACUACAAUGCCAAGGCGGUGCGGCACGCGUUGCGCGUGUUUGUGACGUCGUGGGUCGGGAUGAAGGGCUACGAGCUCGUUAGCAGGAAGCUUUCCAAAGAUGGCAGCAAACCCGCACAGAAGCAACCGUUUUACAAGUCACCUGCCCUCCGACUCUCCCUCUCUCUGUCGAGCAUCCUCUUUCUCUACCGCCUGCUCUUCCGCUUCCUGACGCGCCUCCGCGCCCACCUCCUCGAGCCGUCCGUCGAGCCCUUUCGGCGGCGCAACCCGCGCACCGCCGCGGCCCUCACAUCAGCCUACGCGCCCGCCGUCGGCGCCUCCUUUGCCGGCCUGGCCCUCGGCAUCUACCCGUCGCCGCCGAUGCGCGCCGGCGUCGCGCUCUGGCUGCUCUUCAAGGCCGCCGAGUACGGCUGGGACUUGGCCGAAGGCGAGGGCCGGAUCUGGGGCACCACCGCGCAAGGACGCAAGCGCGAGAGGCCGUGGUGGUUUGGCAGCUGGCUGCUGCAGCCGCUCGCGUUUGGCCAGCUGCUGCACGCGGCCGUCUUUGAUAACGACUGCUUCCCGCAGAGCUAUGGCAAAUUUAUCUGGGGCAACUCGCCCGUGUAUCUGCAUGGCCGUCCAGAGGGAUACCCGGCGAACCUGGCGUGGCCUAGCAAGGACGACGUGGUAGCUAGUCUGUCCGAGAUGGCACGGCUAAACUGGCCGGCUUUCAUCUCGCCAACCAUGUUUCCCAACAAAAAGAACAUUCUACCACCUACAGUCACCGCAGUCUCACCUCUGACGUCCCAGGCGCACCCGCUCAUCACGUCCCUCUCCUGCGCCGCUCUACAUCCCAGCGACCCGUCCUGCACGCGCACCUACCUCACCUUUUGGCUGCAGUCUUUCCCGCCCGUCGCCCGCUUCUUCGUGCUCUUCUACUCUGCCAUGACCGUCAUCCCCGGCUUCCGCCGCUUCUACCACAACCCCGUCGCGGGCUUGCAGCGCAUCCUCUCGCGCUCCGCCCGCAUGACCGCCUUUGUCACGGGCUCGCUGUCCACCGCCUGGGCCUCCAUCUGCUUCUUCCAGACGUACCUCCCGCGACACUUGCUCGCCACGCAGCGCUUCUUCCUCGGCGGCUUCGCGGCCGGCCUGUGGGCCUGGAUCGAGCGCCGCCACGGCCGCAUGGCGUUCUUGUACAGCGCCCGCGCGAGCGUAAACUCGCUCUGGAAGGUGGGCGUCAAGCGCCGCUGGUGGCGCGCCGUCAAGGGCGGUGAUUUGUGGGUGUUUGUGCUCGCGCUCAUGAUGACCGGCGUCGUGUAUGAGCGCGACGCAAAGGCCAUUCAGCAAAACUCGUUCCGCAAGGGCGUCAGCUGGGUCCGCGGCGAGGGAUGGCGAGACUGGGCCAUUGAGGAGGAUGAGGAGGAGGAGGAGGCCAAGGACAAGGACGAGUAA